Messenger RNA from Canariomyces notabilis, 1851 nucleotides. RefSeq lists its product as uncharacterized. Gene Ontology annotation, biological process: DNA-templated transcription; positive regulation of transcription by RNA polymerase II. NCBI's taxonomy places the organism in Eukaryota, Fungi, Ascomycota, Sordariomycetes, Sordariales, Chaetomiaceae. Gene Ontology annotation, molecular function: DNA-binding transcription factor activity, RNA polymerase II-specific; zinc ion binding; sequence-specific DNA binding. The coding region runs from base 1 to 1851 and encodes 616 amino acids. The record is from RefSeq and is a predicted model, not a curated record. The transcript has 6 exons.
AUGCCCCGGUCCAGCUUCUCAGAUAACCCUAUCCUCAGGGUCUCGCGGCCAGUAUCUGCCUGCUCGAGAUGCCGCUCUGCCAAAGUGAAGUGCGAUGGCAAGCUGCCGGCAUGUACGGCAUGCGAAAAGGCCGGUCGCGAGAGUGAGUGCUCGGCAGCAAACAGUCAGUUUGCGCGGGGGAAGGAGAGAAGCUAUGUCGCCGCGUUGGAGCUCAGGAUAGAGAAGCUGGAAAAGCGACUGCAAUAUGCUCGCUCGCGCAAGGCUUCGGUAGCACAGCAUGAUCCCGAUGCUCCUCCUGCCGUUGAUCCCGGCCGGAAAGACUCCCUGGCCUUCAUCCGAGCCGCCAUCCACCGCAAGGCUGCCCGGACCCGAGAAAACGCCGAUGUUAACUCGUUGGUGUCAGACUUUGGCUACCUAUCAGUCAAUGCCACGACGCAAGACUUUGAGCCAUCCGAGUUGAAUAUGACCUUUGCACGCCUAGUCCUGGCGGCCUCGACCAACGACCCGGUACCGGAGCCGAAGGGCACCGGUCUGCCGGCGGAACACGCUACAAGAGCCUUGAUACAGUUCUAUGAGGCUAACAUCCUUCCCCUUUACCCUGCUUUUUCCAUCGUUUCUCUGUACUCAGUCGUCGACCGCCUCUACCAAGAAAUUCCGGGCCCUCUCCGAAAUUCUGAGUAUUGGUUGUUCUGGAUGGUUCUUGCCAUCUCAUCCGCAGCCCAGAGCCGGAGCAUGCGAGACAAGAGCUAUCUAGAUGCGCUCGAGUUUGUGGGCCGCGCGUUGCCGCAUGCGGACCGGGCACUGACGCCGGGCUACGCCGCUCAGCUUCAAUCGCUGAUACUUCUCACCCAGUAUUCCAUGCUUGACCCGACGCACUUCAGCAGCUGGCACCUCAUAGGCUUCACGUGUCGCGCCGUCGUUGACCUGGGAUUCCACCAGGAUUUACCCUACAUGCAACCGUCCGAUUUGGAGGCGCGCCGGAGGACCUUCUAUUGUGUUUAUGCCCUGGAUAGGGCGAUAAGCAUGGUUCACGCCCGGGCUUUCUCCUUUUAUGAUGACGCCGUGUCGGUAGCUCUACCAUCGCCAACCAAGCCAUGCGGACCUCUCUCCACCAGUGAUCCGACAGUCAAAGUACCCCUAGACGCAUCUGUUCCUCUCUUCAGGCUGCGCCAGUUGCAGUCUGGCUGGUAUCAAACGCUAUUUCAAAGCGAUCCAACCGACCCCCUGCCCGACGCUAACUCAUAUAUAUGGCAAGUGUGCUCCGAGAUGCGAAAAUGGUCCGAGGGACUCCCCGACAACGUGCCGAUUCGAAUCCGGGAGAUGCUAGACCUGGAGCUGCGCUACAGCUACGUGUACUGUAUCGCGCCUAGCGCUAGGGCUCCCCACGUAACCCCGUAUGGGAGGGUGUUAAUCUUUGAACAUGUCAUUGCAUGCGUCAACAGGAUAUACGAUAUCGCGAAUGGUGCGGUAAACACGGCGUUCUACACUUAUCACGACGCGCUAAGAGUCUUCUUCAUGGGCUCACAGUUCGUCGCGGCCCUGCGGGAUGGAGGUGAUUCCCUGCUGUCCGGGUCGCCCAUUCCCAUGCCUCUAGCAAUGCCCGGAACGGCGUCUCCGCCACCGCUACCCCAAAGGCUAGACCGGGAUGUCGGCGACAACCUUGACCGCAGUAUCCGGUGUUUGGCAAGAGUGCGUCUCACGCUGAAGCUGUACGGCGACCGAUGGGAGAAUGCAUCGUCGCUCAUGGAUACCUUUGAGGCCAUGUCUGCGGAUUUGCUGGAGAGUCUCAAAUCCAGACAGGCCAUGAGAGACGCCGCGGCGACUACACAGGCUGGUGGGUUUGUUGCUUAG